This is a messenger RNA of Nicrophorus vespilloides, 968 nucleotides long. It is a transcript of the gene Tcmet, whose product is annotated as circadian locomoter output cycles protein kaput-like. The record is from RefSeq and is a predicted model, not a curated record. Lineage: Eukaryota; Metazoa; Arthropoda; Insecta; Coleoptera; Silphidae. Gene Ontology annotation, molecular function: RNA polymerase II cis-regulatory region sequence-specific DNA binding; DNA-binding transcription factor activity, RNA polymerase II-specific. Gene Ontology annotation, biological process: regulation of transcription by RNA polymerase II. Gene Ontology annotation, cellular component: aryl hydrocarbon receptor complex; nucleus.
UGUAUGACAAGGGUGAGAGCAGGGGGUCGUCUUGUUAUCGUCUGUUGUCGAGGACAGGAGAGUUCAUUUAUCUUCGCACGUACGGUUUUCUGGAAGUGGAUACGACGGGAACCGUAGAAAGUUUCAUAUGCGUAAAUACUUUGGUGGCUGAACAGGAGGGUCUCAAACUGAUUGACAAUAUGAAAGAGAGAUAUUCAGCACUCGUGAAAGCUUCAAAAAUGCAAACAUCGUCAUUGGAAGAUUCUACGAGCACCGUGGAAGAUCCUUUGCAAUUGAGAGAGGUGAUAACGCAUCUGAUAAAGGACUUACCCUCGUCGGAAUCUAACACCUCUCAAAGCCCCUACUGUCAAGAGAAUGAAGACUGUCCCUCAACCCCAUCGACUGAAAAAUCAUCAUCGACCUCUCCGCGUCCCCAUAUACCGUUCCAUCAGGUCUAUAUAAAACUGAAUAAUGGAAAGAGACCAUCCAACGCAGAGUUGUCUUCGAGUUCUUCGAAAAAUAAGCGCCAGAGGAGCGAGGAGGCGGACUCCUCGACUUCGCCGUCCCCGUCGUCCUCAACCUCCUCAUCCUACAAACAUCUUGCUAUAUGCAGUGAUUCGGAAGACACGAUAAAUAAUGAGGACAGGUGAUAUCUUAUGACCAAAUAAACUUUUUAAUACUGUGGGCUAUACAUACUAUACAGAGAUCUAAACUACGUAAGAAGGAAGGUAAAAUUUUAUCGAGACGCAAAAUAUUUUCUAAAAGAAAACAAAAUUUGAGAAAUUAUAUACGAACUACGUGUUGUAGUUCUUUUAUUUUGGGCCAUCGAGAAAUAUGAAAAAUCUGAAAUUGACUAAGAGAAUAUUUUCAUAUUCGUGCCAUUUAUUUCUAUGAGACUGAAAAACACUUGCAUAUAUUUAAAGACUUUGAAAAAUUUAAACGUAAAUUAUAAGAGAAUUAACAAAAAAAAAAGAAAAUGAUAAAUAUUA